This is a messenger RNA of Trichoderma reesei QM6a, 1317 nucleotides long. RefSeq lists its product as uncharacterized. The transcript is spliced from 3 exons. Gene Ontology annotation, biological process: regulation of vacuole fusion, non-autophagic; vacuolar protein processing; protein phosphorylation. Lineage: Eukaryota; Fungi; Ascomycota; Sordariomycetes; Hypocreales; Hypocreaceae. Gene Ontology annotation, molecular function: protein serine/threonine kinase activity; ATP binding. The record is from RefSeq and is a predicted model, not a curated record. Bases 1 to 1317 code for a protein of 438 amino acids. Gene Ontology annotation, cellular component: cytoplasm; Golgi apparatus.
AUGGCGCAAAUACUGGCAGACCUGUUCUAUUCGUUUGGCAAUUGCCUGAAUUGCUUCCCGGGCUCGCCCACGCUCAAGAUCAACAACCGGAGCUUCAAGAUCCAGCGGCUGCUCGGCGAGGGCGGCUUCUCCUACGUCUACCUCGUCGAGGACACGUCCACCCACGAGCUCUUCGCCCUCAAGAAGAUCCGCUGCCCCUUUGGCGCCGAGUCCGUCCAGCAGGCCAUGCGCGAGGUCGACGCCUACCGCCUCUUCGACCACGUCCCGACCAUCAUCUCCGCCUACGACCACUGCGUCGCGACCGACCGCGGCUCUGGCGGUGGUGGCGACGACGACGCCAGCAAGACCGUCUACGUCCUGCUGCCGUACUACCGCCGCGGCAACCUCCAGGACAUGAUCAACGCCAACCUCGUCAACCACGGCCGCUUUCCCGAGCGGCACCUCAUGAUGCUGUUUCUCGGCGUGUGCAAGGCCCUGCGCGCCAUGCACGAGUACCAGCCUGCGCCUGCGGAGCGCAUGCAGAUGGGCCGCGAGGAGGACCAGGAUCAUGACGACACGACGGCGGGGGCGGCAAGCGGAGGAUCGCGGAGCGGGCGCAAGAUGGGAACCCGGGGGAAGCGCACAGAGGAGCAGGAGCAGGGCGAGCAGGAGAGGCCGCUGAUGGAGCAGGGCAGCCGGCUCGAGGGCGAGUCUGGCGGCAAGAUCAAGUCCUAUGCGCACCGAGACAUCAAGCCAGGCAACAUCAUGAUCGACGACUCCGGCUCCAUCCCCAUCCUCAUGGACCUCGGCUCCGUCGCCCCCUCCCCCAUCCCCGUAACCUCCCAGUCCCUCGCCCUCCAGAUCCAGGACCAGGCCGCCGAGCACUCCACCAUGCCCUACCGCGCCCCCGAGCUCUUCGACGUCCGCACCGGCUCCGUCAUCGACACGAAAACCGACAUCUGGUCCCUCGGCUGCACCCUCUACGCCUGCCUCGUCGGAAAAUCCCCCUUUGAGCUGCGAUCCGACGAGACUGGCGGCACCCUCAGCCUCUGCGUCCUCGGCGGCGACUGGCGCUUUCCCGACGAGAACCCCGGCGGCGGCAAGGCCAAGCGCACAAACACCAUCCAGGCGGCAAAGGCAAAGGCCAGCGCCGCCGCCGGUGAGUCCGGCGGCCCCGGCGGCGGGUCGUCUGGGGACGUGGCCAUUAGCGAGCCCAUUCGGAACCUCGUCCGGGCUUGUCUCAAGGUUGAGCCCGCUGAGCGGCCGGACAUUAACGAGCUCAUUACCAUGGUCGAGCAGGUCAUUGACGAGCUUCCCGAGGGCGACUUCACAUCAUGA